AUGAUUCCCCGGUUUCUUUUAUUAUUAGCGUUUAUUGUCGGAUUCGCGAAAUGUCAAUACAAUAAUCAACAAUACAAUCAAUAUGGAUCCAGCGGACAAAAUUCAUAUGGGGGUUUGAACAGCAAUAGCAAUAAUAACCGCAAUAAUUAUGGAAGUUCGAAUUCCUGGGGCUCGCAAAAUUCGUUUCAAAACUCAGCAGCUGGGUCCGGACAGACUCAAAAUCAGAAUAGGGGAUUAUUCAAUAAUCAAGCUCUCACUCCAUACAAUACUACUACAACAACGCAAACCGAUAGUAAUAAAGGAGUGACAAUUCAAUUUCAACUUCGCGGAUUCUCGAAUCCGUCUUCGUCGCUUCCCAGUGGCAACACAUGCACAUGUCCACCUGGACAAACAUGCUCUUUUCUCAAAACGAGUCCAAGAUGCUACUUCAGUUUCACAUUCAUCAUCUCAUCUCCAGACGAAUCGGUGCGCUAUCAUAUGACGGACUUCUACUAUCUAGAUCAAAAUGGAAUUCUUCCGCAAAGUUCGCAAAAUUCGUGGGGUCAGAGCUAUGUGAUGCAGCUUGCUUCGAAACCAGCCGCCAUCGAUGUUUUCGCCCACCAUUUGGGUGCAGUUAUCACACAAUCUGGCCAAUUAGUGCAGGAUGAUACUUUGACACAUGUUGACACUUUUGUAGUCCCACUUCUUGACACGAUUCCCGCUGUUGAUGGUGUUCAGAAUAUGAAUCAGCAGAGAACCUAUCAAGGAAAACUUCUCGGCAGCUCUCUGUCGUUGUCAUUCUCGAUUUCGUGCUCAGGAAAACUGAUCGGACCAGCUUGCGAUUUGACAUGCGAACCUUCAAAAAUCAACACGAACACGGCUGCAUGCAAAUCGAAUACGACCGGCUUCUACUCAAUUUGCAGUUACAUUUCCGGUGGCCAAGUAGAUCACUGCAAGAAUUGUCCGUGGGGAAUUCGAGAAGGAACUUAUUGCCAAGACGAGCAUGGAGAUGUUCUUGAUCCGAAAGAAGCGGGCCUUGUGGGCUCAGGCUGGCAAACGGCCACUAUUAUUCUCGCCGUUAUUGCAAUCCUGCUCCUUCUUUGGCUCUGUGCGGUUAUUAUCUUCGUUUGUUUCAAAAGCCGGAAGCAACAAGUCGAUCGAGAAAUGUCGACAUUCCGAAAAUCCGAAGAUCGCCAACCGCUUCAUCAGGCCUCAUAUCGACAAGAGCCACCGCAAACUCCUCCGCGUACGGCGAUGCUUCCACCUCCAAUGGACCAACAACCAAAGAAAUCAGCGAUGCGCAAACCAAACUAUUCACCUGUUGGUGGUGACGACUCAAGCUUUACCAGCGACGUUCCAGUUCGACCGAGCCGCAGCGAGGUCGUCUAG
Molecule: messenger RNA, 1368 nt
Organism: Caenorhabditis bovis
Lineage: Eukaryota; Metazoa; Nematoda; Chromadorea; Rhabditida; Rhabditidae
Source: the annotation of a GenBank genome assembly